Fragaria vesca subsp. vesca is the source of this 1036-nucleotide messenger RNA. RefSeq lists its product as uncharacterized. Gene Ontology annotation, molecular function: protein dimerization activity. The transcript has 2 exons. The record is from RefSeq and is a predicted model, not a curated record. Bases 12 to 830 code for a protein of 272 amino acids. Lineage: Eukaryota; Viridiplantae; Streptophyta; Magnoliopsida; Rosales; Rosaceae.
CUAUAUAUGAGAUGAUAAGGAUGGCCGAUUUGGAUAAGCCUUGUCUUCACUUGGUUUACGAGUGGUGGGAUACAAUGAUAGAGAAAGUGAAGAAGGCAAUUUAUACUCCCAAGUUUGCCAAUGUCUUAUCAAUUCAUUGUGAUGCAUCAAGGUUUUAUGAUGUGGUGUACUCCACCUUGAUUGCUCGGUGGACUAAGAGUUCCACCUCACUUCAUUGCAUGGCUCACUCUUUGAACCCAAAGUAUUAUAGCUCUCAAUGGCUUGAAGAGGAUCCUAACCGGGUUGCUCCACAUAGAGAUACCGAGCUCACCAAUGAGAGGAGGAGAUGUCUUAUCAAGCUCUAUCCAGAUCCGCAAGUUCGUAAUAAAGUGAUGGAAGAAUAUGGAUAUUUUUCAUUGAACAUGGGUGAUUACUCAAGACCGGAUGCUUUGGAAAACAAGUUUUAUUUUGAGCCUCUAAUUUGGUGGGCCUCCUAUGGAGCUUCUACACCAAGACUCCAAUCUUUGGCUUUGAGGUUGCUUAAUCAACCUUGUUCAUCUUCUUGUUGCGAAAGGAAUUGGAGUACAUAUAGCUUCAUACAAGGUUUGAAGAGGAACAAGUUAGAACCAAAAAGAGCUCAAGAUUUGGUGUAUGUUCAUACAAAUCUUCGACUUUUGGCAAGGGCCGAGCCUACCUAUUAUAAAGAUAGGGACUCAAUGUGGGAUCUUACGGGAGAUGGUCAUGAGUCUAUGGAACCGGGGAUUAAUGAUGAUGUGCUUGAGCUUGCAGAAUUGUCUCUUGAUGAACCGGCAUUAGAGAGGAUGCUUGUUAAUGAUGAGAUGGACUAUUGAAGGUGAUUAGUAGGUGUUGCAUUGUUGAAGGUGCAAAGUUGUUGCCCAAACGUCCAAACUCCAAAGUUGCUGCCUAUUGUGGCUAUUGCAUAUGUCAUUUAUGAACAUCUCUUCAUUUGCACUUACUAAAUCUAUUUGAAGUUGUUUGAUUGUUAUUUGUAAUGGAUUUAGAACACUAUUUUGUUAAUAAGAUUAUCCUUAUGUCA